AUGCCCCAGCAGCCACACAUUCGUGUCGUUGUGCAGCUCCCUUAUAACCGUCCUGACCACCCGCUUCCUGAUCCUCCCCAUAUUGAAUGGAACGCGGAAAAGGCUAAUGUUCUAUGGGAGGUUAUCGCACUCUCUCGGACGAGCGAUAACGGUGGUACGGAUUGGAAAGGCCUCGCUGCACAUCUCGAAGUACCACUUCCGUAUCUACUAUAUCGUGCACAGGCUAGAUACGAAGAUGACCUCCGAGGACUGCAAGGUUUCCACGCUGGCAAUCAACAGAACCAGCCCGCCACCAAGUCUACAGAAGUAACACCCGUCCUCCCAGACCGUCCCCUCUCCAUUAAGAUUCCUACUGCACGCUUCAAUUCCCUCAACAGCGCCCGUAGACUAUCCUCUUCCAGGCUAGCAACGCCACUCGGCGUUCGUGCACGGCUCAACUCCCUCACCCAACACAAUACCAUCCAAUCACCUGCAAAAUCCAAGAAGGCAUCGUCCUCGUCAACAUCUACUCUUCAGGGCACUCAAAUAAAGAGACCCCUGCGCCUGCCCUCUCCUUUCUCAUCUGACGAGAGCGAUUCGGAGGAUGAGCAGGCCGCCAAGGAAGAAGAAGCGGACCGUGCGGCAGAGGAAGAAGAAGCUCUGUCACGCAAGCUUGCAAGUCUACAACGCAUGAUGACGAGCGAGGCUCUCGGCCUUGUUGGCUCGCCACUAUCCCCUGAGAAAGGCAAGGCCCGAGAUGUGAUCCGUGGGCGUGCGCCGGUGCCUAUCUUUCGCCCUGGACGCGAGGGUGAGGAUGUUGUAGGCUUCAGACGCAACGAUGAGAGCUUCAGACAUGAAGAGCGGAAUCGCGAUCACAGCGCAUCUGUUUCAAGUGCAUCUUCUCCGCAGGGUUCGAUCCCUUCGAUCCCGUCUCCCCCGCCAGAGUCCCAAUCUCCGAUGGCCCGGCAUCUUUCUACGAGCAAGUCGAGCAGCCCGCCGACGGUGUCGACGCGAAACGCACGGGGGCUGUCGCACAUGCGUUAUGGACCACUUGCAGGUCUUAGCGAGCAGGAGAGUAGUCAUGGGAGCUCUGCCUCGAGCUUUAGUGACAUAAGCGAAGCAAGCUUUUCGGCCUCUGCGUUAGAGAGUGCGCUGAUGUCAAAUGUCCCUGCAGGGGCGGGGUCUCGUCUAUCUGCAAUUGCAAGGAGUAGGUUCGUACGUGGUGUGCGGUUGUAG
This is a messenger RNA of Suillus clintonianus, 1215 nucleotides long. RefSeq lists its product as uncharacterized. Gene Ontology annotation, biological process: autophagosome assembly. Gene Ontology annotation, cellular component: phagophore assembly site. The record is from RefSeq and is a predicted model, not a curated record. Lineage: Eukaryota; Fungi; Basidiomycota; Agaricomycetes; Boletales; Suillaceae. The transcript is spliced from 5 exons. Bases 1 to 1215 code for a protein of 404 amino acids.